Ostertagia ostertagi is the source of this 429-nucleotide messenger RNA. Lineage: Eukaryota; Metazoa; Nematoda; Chromadorea; Rhabditida; Trichostrongylidae. The record is from the annotation of a GenBank genome assembly.
AUGUUCAGGUACCUGAAAAUGUCGAAUCGCACGAAUAGUGGUUAUGGUUUCUCGUCCAACGAGGAGCGCACUUCACGUGAUAGCGAGCACCGUCACCAGCCAGAACAUCACUAUCAUAACGCGGCUUCUGGACCAUCUCAGCAUGGGAACCGUCCUGCAGAAUCUGAGAGAUAUACAAAUACAGCACAGAAGACAGACCGGCUACUAACUUGGAAAUUCUUUCGAAAGAAGCUAGAACUCUAUACAAACGCGCUCCAUUGGAAAGUGGUGAUCGUGUGGUUAUAUGUCGAUACAAUCCGACGCACAUUCUCGAUGUUGUGGACAUCGACCACCAUCAGAAAAUAUGCAAGGACCGCCUACGCCUCGAGAAAUAUGGGUGCUCUUUCAAGGUUUUUAUUCCUGUGUCCAGGAUUCGCGUCAUUCCAGUAG